AUGGCUUCUAAUAUGUUUCAAUAGAAUGAUAUAAACUUCAAUAAGAAAGUCGAUGAAUUUAACAAUCUCUAUAAAUAAUACUCUAUGACUUAGAGUAAACAACUUACAUUAGAAAAGAUGAAACUUACACAUGUUUAAGCUGAAUAAUAAGUAAUCGAAAUAAUCAAUCACUUCUAUAGUUCAAAUUUAUGGAAAUUGAAUACAGUUCCUUUAAUGAGUAAAAUAAACAGGAAUUUGCAUAAAAAUUUAGAUAAAAUAAGAUGCUUUACACAGAAUGUUAAAAGAAAUUGAGAGAUCUAUAAUCAGAUAUUGAUAAACAACCAUAAUCACAUUUUAGCAACGUUAUCAAAAAAACAUAGCCAUCUUAGAUUAGUGGAUUAAAUUCUGAUUUACACUCAUAAGUUAAGUAAUUAAAUCAUCUUGAUUCACGAUUACUUGAAGCAGAAGACACUUAAAUAAGCAUUCUAGAUAAUCUUCGUAGUUAAAAAGAAAAAUUAUUAAAAGCUAUUGAAGAUGUAAUAUAAGUUACUAAUUUAGACUAAAGAGAUUUAAAGUGGAGUGAAAAUGACUUAGAGACAUGCAACUAUGAUUAAAAAUAGGGAAUCAUACAAUAAAGGAAUAUUAAUGACUUUGGUUUGCAUAUUAACAAUUGGAAAUAUUCUUAUUAUAUACUAUAAAUUUGUUCAUUGA
Messenger RNA from Paramecium pentaurelia, 690 nucleotides. The record is from the annotation of a GenBank genome assembly. NCBI's taxonomy places the organism in Eukaryota, Ciliophora, Oligohymenophorea, Peniculida, Parameciidae.